Molecule: messenger RNA, 1550 nt
Organism: Drosophila kikkawai
Lineage: Eukaryota; Metazoa; Arthropoda; Insecta; Diptera; Drosophilidae
Product: tektin-B1
Biological process (GO): cilium assembly; cilium movement involved in cell motility
Cellular component (GO): microtubule cytoskeleton; nucleus
Source: RefSeq, a predicted model, not a curated record
UCCUUGAACAAACAAGCUCUGGAAAUCAAUCUUUCAGGCACACCCUUCGGCUCAGUCUGAGAGUUCUCUAGUGGAGAACACACCAAUUUUCUGUAAUUAGUGGAAAUAUAAAACUAGUUGGUAAUUCUUUUGUUACUUUCCGCCAUGGCGUUACAUUCGGUGGUCACGAUGGAGAAGCCGAUGCAGCACAUCUCGCUGACGGACUGGUAUGCCCGGGUCAACCAGAUGCGCAAUAUUGCCGAUGCCCGGCGGUCGGAUGCCUUUGCCAUCCGUCACUCCUCCCGGUCGCUGAGGAAUGAGACCAGGAUCGAGGGCGAUUGGGCCAACUACGAGACCAAUGAGAGCCUGACCGAUCGCAUUUCUGAGCUGAACCGCUGGCGGGACAUCCUAGAGAAGUCCUUCGAGCGCAUCAUUCGCGAGAUUGACAUGCUGCAGGAGGAGAAGAACGCCACCGAGCGAGAGCUGGAAGCGCUGGCGGGACCCAUUUCGGUGAUUGCCGAGUGCCUCACCAUGCGCGACGGCCGCCUGGGCUCUGAGAUCACCUACGACGAGGCCGACACAGAGAUCAAGAACGAGCUGGCCGUGCUGGAGAACAACCAGCGACUGCUGGCGGAUCGCUGCCAGAAGGCGUGGGAGAAGCUCUGCCGGCUGGAGGAGGUGCGCUUCAAGAUCGGCCUGGAAAUUGAGAACAAAGUGGAGGCGGUGGAGAUGGACAAGUCGCAGCUGGCCCUCGACCGCAACUCGGCGAAUAUCUCCUACAAGCCGGAUCCCACCAGGAACCCCAAGAACUCGUGCUCCUACGAAACCUGGCUGGAGAACGUCAAGAACAUGAAGCUGCUGGCCGAGAACGAGCUGGCCGACACAUACGCCAUCCGGGAGGCCCUGUUCGUAUGCCGCGAGAAGGCCCGCAACAUGCUGCAGUCGCAGCAGGAUCGGGCGGAGCACAGCAUCCGCAAGCGGAUCUUCGAGACGCAGCGGGCCAGAAACGAACUGGAGUGGCAGCAGCUCAAGAUGAAGGAGGAGAUGGAGAAGGCGGUGUGCGAGAUUCGCAACUCGGAGCAGGCGCUGCGCGACAAGACGGAUGCCCUGAAGCUGGCCGAGACGCGCCUCGAGAACCGUGCCCAGCGCUCCGGCAUGGAGCUGUGCAUGGACCAGGCCCACGACAUGCUCUGCCUGGAGGUGGAGAAGCUGCGUGAGAUCCGUCGCCGGCUGAUGGCCAAGAUCGACGAGAGCAAGAGCAACUUCAACUUGCUGGAGGAGCAUGGCAAGCGCAUCGACACGGAUCUGGAGAACAAGCAGCAUUCGCUGAUGACCGACAUUCGGGCCCUGGACCUCCGCAUGCGCCUGAAAGGCGGCGAGUUCGGCGCCAAGACGACAAAUCCAUCGCAAACGGACAGAAACAUCACGCUGACUCGCAUGGAGAAAGAGAUACCCAAGGACUAGACUGGACUAAAUGGUUUUUAUCACUCGUAUUCGAUGUGUUCCCUGACUUGCAUUCUGCGUUUUCAAUUGUCCAAAAUUUUUGUGAAUAAAUUCGGAAGGAUUCCUAA